AUUAGACUAUCCUCUCAUGGAUAGUGCUCAUCGGUGCGGUUUAUUGUUUUUUCAUGAGAUGGCGCCGUUCGGACGAGUUAACCUCAUUUGAAUAUUUUAAGGGUUUAUUGAGAAAAUGAGAGCUAUACACCGUUUAUCGAAAAUACUGCAACCCAUAACGAUCAUCUCGAAAGGGUCAAACAACCCCCACAAGGACGUCACCUCGAAAAGCCAGAGGUUAAUGCUGGAGCUGGGUGUUAUACAGCAGGCGCACACCGGUUCUUUCCACUUUCUCCCCUUAGGUCUCAGGGCCCUGGACAAACUAGUGAAGAUCGUAGACGAGGAGAUGGCGUCGAUCGGCGGGCAAAAAAUCAUGUUCCCCACGCUAGUAAAGGCGGACUUGUGGACGACCAGCGGCCGUGCGGAUGCGAUGGGCUCCGAACUUAUGACGCUAAAGGAUAGGCACAAUCACAAGUACAUUCUGUGCCCUACACACGAAGAGACUGCCAGCCAUUUGCUGCAAUCGCUCGCGCCGAUUUCCUACAAACGAUUUCCGCUGCUCAUUUACCAGAUCACAAGCAAAUAUCGCGAUGAAAUGAAGCCCAGGUUUGGUCUAAUCCGAGGUCGCGAAUUUGUCAUGAAAGACCUGUACUCAUUUGAUGUGGAUAAGCUCAGCGCCAUGGAGACGUACGAGAAAGUCGCCGGAUCGUAUGAUCGGGUGUUUAAAAGAAUUGGCAUCAAUUUUGUCAAAGUUCUCGGCACGUCCGGGACAAUGGGAGGCGAUUUGUCCCACGAGUACCACUACAGAGCGGCCAUCGGCGACGACAAAAUCUUCGUGUGCCACAACUGCGACUUCAGUGCAAAUGUUGACUUAAUGAAGACAGAAAAAUGUCCAAAGUGCGAUGAGGGAAAAAACGUUUCCAUCCAAAGCAGCAUCGAAGUUGGCCACACGUUCCUGCUCGGCGACAAGUAUUCCAAGCCUCUAAACGCCAAAUACCUGUCGCACAAUGCCAAGCCGCAGCUCCUUCAGAUGGGGAGCUAUGGCUUGGGACUGAGCCGAAUAUUAGCGGCGAGCGUGGAAGUGCUGAGUCUGGAGCAGGAGAUGCGCUGGCCGGACAGCCUGGCCCCUUUCAACGUCGUCGUCGUGCCCCCAAAAGCGGGCAGUCGAGAGGAGGCUACCGUGGGACCCCUGGCCGAACGAUUGUACGCGAGUUUGGAGCGCGAAGUCCCCGAACUUAAGCAAAACGUUUUGCUCGACGACCGGACGAAUCUGACGGUGGGCAGGAGAUUUUUGGACGCUCGUCGAGUCGGGUACAGGUUCGUCAUAGUUUUGAACAAACUAUCUUCGGAGGACCCACCCCAAUUCGAAAUGAACGAUUUGGCGAGGAAUAGCCAAAUGGUACUCCAAGAAAACCAAAUAAUAAAAUAUAUUAAAGAAAACAUCAAUACUUAAUAAUGCGUUUUAUUC
This is a messenger RNA of Cylas formicarius (sweet potato weevil), 1447 nucleotides long. It is a transcript of the gene ProRS-m, whose product is annotated as probable proline--tRNA ligase, mitochondrial. NCBI's taxonomy places the organism in Eukaryota, Metazoa, Arthropoda, Insecta, Coleoptera, Brentidae. Gene Ontology annotation, biological process: prolyl-tRNA aminoacylation. The record is from RefSeq and is a predicted model, not a curated record. Gene Ontology annotation, molecular function: proline-tRNA ligase activity; ATP binding. The transcript is spliced from 5 exons. The coding region runs from base 116 to 1432 and encodes 438 amino acids. Gene Ontology annotation, cellular component: cytoplasm; mitochondrion.